UAAUGACAAGAUAUCAAAGCUCAACUUGAAUUAAAAGCCAAUGCGUAGUAAUGGGUCUUAAGCAAGGACUUGAACGUUCCAAUGGUCCGAGCUGUUCUUACAUGAAUGGGUAAACUAUUCCAGAGGUUUGGAGCAGCCACUGAAAAGGCUCGGUCACCUUUGGUUUUUAACCUGGAUCUGGGCACAUCGAGGAGCAUCUGAUUGGACGACCUCAGUGCUCGUUAUCUCUUACAUAGCUAGCUAACAAUAGCUUGUAUUUGUUCGUAUAUUUGCUAUAGCUAGCUAGCUAAACAACAACAACAACAGUUUGCAAUGCUAGCUAUGCCGUUAGCAACUAAGCAAGGCUGGACUUCCAGGAUGAAUGUGCUCAUCCAAAGACAUAGCUAGAUAGUGAUUCUGGUAUUUUCAUUUACUGUUCGUCGAUUAGGGUUAUAGCGAGUAUUUUCAUUUUUUUCCUUACCACAGUGAGUGUUUGCUUAAACAAAAGUCUACUGUUGCAUAUGGUCAUAUGCACAAUAACUUUACAGAUGUCCCGAGAACAGCUGGUUGUACAACAGGCCAGAAGGUCCUUCCAGACAGGGAAAACCAAGCCUCUGGAGUACAGGAUCCACCAGUUGAAGAGCCUGCUCUGCUUCAUCUCAGAGAGACGGAAAGACAUUGCAGAUGCCGUCAAAAGGGAUCUUGGCAAGAGUGAACAUGGGACAGAGCUGUUUGAGACACUGGGACUGGAGGGAGAGAUCAGUCUGGCUAUGGAGAAACUGGCAGAGUGGGCGGCUCCUCGGCCGGUAGAGAAGAACCUCCUCACCAUAUUAGAUGAAGUUUAUGUGCAGCCGGAGCCUCUGGGAGUGGUGCUCAUCAUCGGGGCCUGGAACUACCCCUGGGCUGUCACCCUCCAGCCGCUGGUUGGAGCUAUCGCUGCUGGUAAUGCAGCAGUAAUAAAGCCAUCUGAAGUCAGCUCUCACUCUGCCAAAGUGAUGGAGGAACUUCUCCCCCAGUAUCUAGACAAAGAUCUGUACCCAGUGGUGACAGGUGGAGUGUCCGAGACCCAGGAGCUGCUGAAGCAGAGAUUUGACCACAUUUUCUACACCGGUAACAGCACAGUGGGGAAAUUGGUGAUGGAGGCUGCGGCUCGCCACCUCACCCCAGUGACCCUGGAGCUGGGAGGAAAGAGCCCCUGCUACAUUGACAAGAACUGUGACAUCAAUGUCGCAUGUCGUCGCAUCACGUGGGGAAAGUUUGUCAACUGUGGCCAGACAUGCAUCGCUCCAGACUUUAUCCUGUGUGAACCCUGCAUCCAGAGCCAAGUAGUAGAAGAGAUCCAGAAGUGCAUCAAGGAGUUUUACACAGAUAAUCCAGAAACAUUUGAGGACUACGGACGCAUUAUUAACCAGCGGCACUUUAAGAGGCUCAUGGCUCUUAUGGAGGGGAGCACAGUUGCUGUUGGUGGAGACAAUGAUGAAUCCCAGUGCUACAUAGCCCCCACUGUGUUGAAGGAUGUGACGGGCGAAUCCAAAGUGAUGAAGGAGGAGAUCUUUGGGCCACUGCUGCCCAUCAUCACAGUGAGCGGUAUAGACGAGGCCAUCCAGUUUAUUAAUGCGAGAGAAAAACCUCUGGUUAUAUACAUCUUCUCUAAUGACAAUAAGCUGAUCAAAAGGGUGAUAGCUGAGACAUCCAGCGGAGCUCUGCUGGCGAAUGACUGUCUGGUACACUUUACUGUUAGUGCUCUGCCCUUUGGAGGAGUUGGUAACAGUGGUAUGGGCUGUUACCACGGACGGCACACCUUUGACCAGCUGAGCCACCUGCGCAGCUGUCUGAUCAAGCAGCUGAAGAUGGAGGGAGUCAACAGCAUGCGUUACCCCCCUCACACUGCCAAAAAGCUGAGCUGGGCCCGAUUCUUACUGCUCAAGCAGGUCAAUGUGUGCAGGCUGCGGCGCAUGGCACUGCUGGCCACAUUAGCCGGCUUGGCAGCAUUUGUGGCGCAGAGAUUCCUGCGGAGAGGCUGAGGAACAGAAACUGGGGGCCUGAGUUGAACGCUGGUGGUGUAGGUGAUUCUGGGACAGCCACAUGGACCUCCUCAAUUGUAAUGAAAUACAGCCCACCUGUGCAUUACUGGUCUAUUAUUUGUCAUUCGUGUAGAUAUGUUUGACUGUUUUUUGUCCUUUUUAAAGAUGGAUUUUAUUCUGUUAAAUCUUAAACUGCUAUCAAUGUUUUUAGGAUUAUACUAUAUUUGUAUUUAACUUGGCAAAUUGAGAUUUAUUUAGAUUCCGAAAUUUAUGAAAGUAAUAUAAUCAAACUGGCCUUGAUUCAUUCAACUACACACAAACUACCUUUUAACAUGUCAAUCCAUCACAGUGUAAGUACCAGGUCUGCUUUUUAAGUGAUGCCAGUUCUGUUUUUGAUUGUCGUCCAUCACACUUUCUGCAACUAAACCGCACUAAUAAAGUUCGUUAUGAUUAA
Perca fluviatilis (European perch) is the source of this 2457-nucleotide messenger RNA. RefSeq names its product aldehyde dehydrogenase family 3 member A2-like. Gene Ontology annotation, biological process: aldehyde metabolic process. Bases 501 to 2003 code for a protein of 500 amino acids. Gene Ontology annotation, cellular component: cytoplasm. The transcript is spliced from 11 exons. The record is from RefSeq and is a predicted model, not a curated record. Lineage: Eukaryota; Metazoa; Chordata; Actinopteri; Perciformes; Percidae. Gene Ontology annotation, molecular function: aldehyde dehydrogenase (NAD+) activity.